GCGGCGCGGGGCCUGGGGGGCACGUGCCCGGCCCAGGCCUGCUUCCUGCUCUGGACCCUGCAGGCUCUGGGAGAUGAUGAAGGCAGCAGCAGCGAGAGGAUCUGCCCAUACUGCUUCCAGUUCAGGGUGCCUGGGAACCACCGUGUGCGCCUCGGGCCCAAGAGGAAAGCAACACGGCAGGUCCAGAAGCUGCUGUGUCAGAAGGCAAAGAACCGGAAAUUCAGCUGGAAGCAGAUGAAGCUUUGGAGAAAGUACCAGGGUUCCAAAAGCAUCCUGUUGGUUACAUGUAACUUGUGCAACAAAACAACAAGACAUUAUGGUGAAAGACGGGACUUUUUGGCAACAGUAGCUAGCUGUUCUGGUACUCCAAGGAAUAAAACCGUCAUGGAAACACCCGUCCUGAACAAACUACCUACAAAUAUGACAACCUCAAGUUACAGUAACUCUGGGUCUAAAGGCAGGAGUCCAGCAUCCAUUUCCAAAACAUGUAAGUCUGGAAAGUCAACACCCAUUUCUUCUCCCAGGACUCCCAGGAACACAAAAUUUCACUUCUCUCAUUUAAAAUGGCUUCUUGACCAAGAAGAAAAAGAAGAGAGUCAGAACGGGGGCUUGAAAAACUUCUUGUCUUCACUUUAAAAUACUGAAUGACUACAGUAAUCUUGAUAAAGGAUACCAAAGCAAUGGUUAAGAUUAGCUCCAUAAAUGAACCAAAUUAAAUACUUCUUUACAACAUACCCAGAUACUAUUUAAUAUCUUUCUUUGCCAAGUUUUUUAUUUUUUGUAAUGCAGGGGGAAAUUUGAGUACAUCACAUAAAAAUACAAAGAUUGUUUCCAAAUGGGUUGUACAUCAGUGUGUAUUGCUGGAAUAAUAAAAUUAAUAUGCCACGUCUCAAA
Molecule: messenger RNA, 894 nt
Organism: Alligator sinensis (Chinese alligator)
Lineage: Eukaryota; Metazoa; Chordata; Crocodylia; Alligatoridae
Gene: RMP24
Product: chromosome unknown C18orf21 homolog
Exons: 5
Source: RefSeq, a predicted model, not a curated record